Erpetoichthys calabaricus (reedfish) is the source of this 1539-nucleotide messenger RNA. RefSeq names its product aminoadipate-semialdehyde dehydrogenase-phosphopantetheinyl transferase (gene aasdhppt). Lineage: Eukaryota; Metazoa; Chordata; Cladistia; Polypteriformes; Polypteridae. Gene Ontology annotation, cellular component: cytosol. The transcript is spliced from 6 exons. The record is from RefSeq and is a predicted model, not a curated record. Bases 141 to 1034 code for a protein of 297 amino acids. Gene Ontology annotation, molecular function: holo-[acyl-carrier-protein] synthase activity; magnesium ion binding.
UGGCGAAAUCGUUUGCGCAUGUGUAACGCUGUCAAUGCUGUGCAAAUAUGGUGCUCUUCAUUAUAAAUAUUGAACUGAAGAUAUUUACGUUUGUUCACUUAUAAGAUAUGAACACCAGAUUCUUCCUGUCUUCUUAAGUAAUGGAAAGUGUACGCUGGGCAUUUAGGUGUGGCAGUUGGUCGCCAAGUUGCUCUGAAUGGCUUUUAGCGGCGCGAUGUGUGCAGCGUGAAGAGAAAGACAGGAUUGGACAGUUUGUCUUUGCCAAGGAUUCCAAGUCAGCUAUGGCUGGUCGUUUGCUGAUUAGAAAAUUGAUUACUGAAAAAAUGAACAUACCAUGGAAUGAAAUACAUUUAGAAAGGACUCCUAAAGGAAAACCAGUUCUUGCAAAACCAGUUCUUCACAACAUCUCUCAGAAAUACAACUUUAACAUAUCACACCAAGGGGACUAUGUUGUUCUUGCUGCAGAACCAGGGUUGCAAGUGGGGGUUGAUGUUAUGAAGACAAGCAGGCCAGGUAGCAGUACCACAGUGGAUUUUUUUAAGAUCAUGAAGAGACAGUUUACAGAUCAUGAAUGGAAAGUUAUUAAAAGUGCAGGCAGUGAAUUAAAGCAGCUGGAAAUGUUUUAUCGACAUUGGACUUUAAAAGAAAGCUUCAUUAAAGCCAUUGGAACAGGUGUGGGCUUUAACCUACAGAGGAUUGAAUUCCAUUUGUCCACAAAACAAAUGAAUGUUGAAGAGGAGAAAAAGGAUACAAAACUGCUUCUGGAUGGUGAACAGGAAGACAAUUGGGUUUUUGAGGAGUGUAUGCUGGAUAGUAACCAUCAUGUUGCAGUUGCACUGGGAAUGCAAGAUAAAGUAAAUCAAGAAUCUUGUUCAGCAUUUUCAGAUCCUAAUCCUGCACGAUUCAUUACAUUGAAUUUCAAUGACCUUGUGACAUCUGCCAUUCCACUCACUGAAGAAGAUUAUGAAUACUGGGAACAUUUUCAAAAAAAGGCUGAAUCACCCUCACGUCAGCAUACUUUAGUAAGAGAUUAAUGUUUCUGGUUGCAGUGGUUUGUAAGAAUGAAGUCUCCCUAAACUAAAAUGCAUAUUUGUCAUAGACAGAAUAAAAGAAUAUUUAAUUAUUACAGUCCAAGCAAUAAUAUACAAAUCAUUUAAUCUUUUCGCUGGCAUUGCAGGUAUGUUGUUUUUUUUAAUUUUGGUAUAAUAUGGUAAUAAAUAAAUGUAAAUUUGUAAUAGUAAGACAGACCUUUGGUGUGUAUGUAUAUAUUUUCAGGAUUAAAGACAAUAAGUAAUUUUAAUUGUGCAUUAAGAAUAUCAUUGUGAUACUUAGAAAUAUUAAUAUCAGUAUAUUUUAGCAAAGAACAAUGUUGUGAUGCAUUAUUCAUUUUUAUAAAUUCAUUUAUGUUGCUCUUAUUAAUUAUUUGGUUUAGCAUUGAUCAAGAAAUAUAAAUCCUACACCUGGUGGAUAAAAUUGCAUUUUUACUUGAUUUGUUUUGGGAAAAUAUUAAGUAAUUAAAGCUAUUUAAUAAAACUUGAA